AGCAGAAGACCAAUACCAUCUCAGAUAAAUGGCUGUCCAGUCUUUUCUUAAAAACCUCCAGUUAUGAAGCACCUACAACUUCUGAAGGCAAACUGCUCCAUUGGAUAAUUGGUUAAGAAAGGGAUUUUAGUCCAGGACAAACGUGCUCAUAUACAAGAUUAAGGUACCUCUCAUCUAGUUGGCAUAUCACAUGAACAUCAAAAUCAAGACAAUCAUUUAUCCCAUUUCGUUACUUUCCGUUCCCGAAAGAACAACGUGUUCUGUCUCUUAGUCUUCUGCAUUAAAAGGGAAUGAGCUGUGGUGAGAAGCCAAAUGGGAGAUGCUGGGAGAAAAAAGCCAUGGCCUGCUCCUAAGCUAAUUCAGUGCCUUUUGCGCAACUUUAGUGCUUGCAAAAUUGGGCAAAAGGUAUUGUUUUUUUACUGUAAUGAUAACAAGGUACAAACCCAUUACCCAAUCACAAAAGAAUGUUUACAUUGACUUAAAAAGUUUUACCUACAUUUCUAACAAGCAGUUUUGGAUAAUGAAGGAAGAAGUUCGGGAAGCGCUGCUCUAGUCCCAGGAACAGGGAAGGGUCCCCACCCCCACCCCCAGUAUUUUCAUUUCCCCCUUCUUCCAGCUUUUGGCGUCUGCAAGCACAGAUGGGGACCCCUCCCAAAUCUGAGAUGCAGAGAACUGGAGCUUUCCGCCGUCGUUGGUGCUGUCAUUAGAACCACCAGGCGGGAAGGGGCCUCCGAGGUCUUCUAGACCACCCCCUCGACCGGACGCGUGGCGGUUCCCAACCGGGUGGUGACCAAAAAGGCAACUCUCUAAAUAUGGCUACUGCCCAAAUCAUGCACAUCGGCCAGAAGCAUAAAACCUUGAAGGAAAUAGCCCUCUUUCCAAGCCGAAUUGCUUCUGAGCAAGAGUCCCUGGUUCUGGUGAAAAGGCUGCUUGCCGUUUCAAUUUCCUGCAUCAGUUACCUGCGAGGUCUCUUCCCAGAAAGCUCUUAUGGAACCUGCUAUUUAGAGGACAUAUGUUUAAAAAUCCUCCGAGAAGAUAAAAGUUGCCAGGGAUCUCUCCAGGUAGUCAAAUGGAUUCAGGGAUGUUUCGAUGCACUGGAAAAGAACUAUCUACAUAUGGCAGUUUUGGCAAUCUAUACUAAUCCCAAAGAGCCCGAGCGCUUGACAGAAUUCUAUCAGUUUAAAUUCAAAUACUCAAAGAAUGGACCUCAGAUGGACUUUGCUAGUUCUCAAGUCAGCUUUCACAAUGGAACAACUAGCGAUGAAAUUAAAAAAGCCAGCAUCCUAUUGAUCCGCAAAUUAUAUAUAUUGAUGCAGCAUCUUGGACCACUCCCUAAUGAUAUUACUUUGACCAUGAAAUUGUUCUAUUACAAAGAUGUCACGCCCAUUGAUUACCAGCCUCAUGGCUUCAAGGAAGGCGACAGCUCAGAUGGUCUGCUUUUUGAUGGUGAUCCCGUGAACCUCAAAGUAGGAUCUGUUUCCACUGGAUUCCACAUGUUGAAAGUAAGGGUGACAACAGACAGCAAAAGGAUGGGGAUGCUGGAGAACAAUCUGGUGGAAGAGAAUGGUCCCACUGAAAUAUCCCACCAAGGUUUAGAUUGUGAUGAUGAUGAAGAAGAAGAGGACAGCACUAAAGUACCAGAACAGAGGAAGUUUAUGGCUGCUUACAUGGAUAAAAACAGGAUGUUUGAAGAAAAUGCAGCGUCCCAGCACAUGCCCCCUUUGAAUGCAGAUGUAACAGAAACAAUCAGAAAGGAUGGAGCUGAAGAGGCAGAGAGAGAACGCGUCACUAAGACGUCUCACAAAGUCCAAGAAAAACGUUCUUCUAAAGACUCAGUGAAAACCAGAAUGGCAUGGCAAAUGGACUUUGCUUCCAGCCAAGAAAACACGGGCACGCCAAAGAAGAAGAAAAAGAAAGUCAGCACAACACUUGAUUUGAUUCUUGCCCCUCAAAAAUUAUGACAAUUUCGGAAGCCGUAGCUGUGGCUAUAAUGCACCUGGACAGUAGUUUCUGAUUUCUUACCUAUUUUGGGUAAAUUUCUAUAUUUAGGACAAUUUUGAGCCCAGUUGGAAUAGGGAAAAAGGGACUGCUAUUAGCCCAGCUGCCUUGAAGAUAUAUAAGCAAACUGAUUCUGCUAUUUACAAAAGUAUUUCCCAUCCUUGUCUUUGAUAAAAUUUCUGUCAGUGUAACAAGAAUAUAUCAACCUGUUGGUUAACACUUUAGAAGUUUAGAAGUACAGCUAAACUGUAAUACGGCGCCUUUGUGUCAUUGUGCUUCCCUGGAAAACAAAAUUUCAGAGAUGAUUGUUGUGGAUUAUUUUACAUGGAGGAGAAUGCAUUGGAGAUGCCUAUGUGUUCUGUGUGUUCCCCCAGUUUUCUCUUUAUUUUCAAAUAAAUGCAAAAGAACCAUAUGUAUAGCUCUCAUUUUUAACUGCAGAAUGGGUUUCAUUAAUAAUUGCAUUUCUUGGUGGUGUUACCCAGUAGGGUACAUGGAGCCAUCAGCUAUCAAAAAUAUCAGUGCUAAUUUAAAUAGCUAUCAGUACUUCUAAUUUGAUUAAGCUAAGCAAGAACCCAGAAAAAAAAGUCAUUUCCUCAUUUUGCAUGGCUAGACUUAUCUUGAAUCUCAUCUUAGUCAUUUCUAGAAAACAUUUCAUUUCCCUGUAAUGGUGUUUUUUUUAUUUCUAGGUACUCUUGCUUCUUUUCACCUUUUUUUGUUGGGGAGGGGGAGUUUCUCUUUCAUGUACUUUCAGUAUAUUUGUAAUGCAUACUGCUCCAUAGGGCCAAGCACACGAUAUUGUUGCAAAAUGUCCAGAGACUUUUGGUGCAAAACUUUGUGAUUUUUCCCUUCCUAUUUGUAAAUGAUGGAACUGAUCUUCUAGUGUGAGAGAUAAAAUCUAGCAGGAAAUGUUUGUCAGUUCUGGUUAAAAAAUGGUGAUAGCUUUAAAUGAUAGCUUUAAGUUAUUCACUAAAAACAGAUGUAAAUGGAUUGAUUGUAUCUAGCAGCACUUAUUUAUGUGAUUGAUGGCUGUUUUGUUUAUUAUAUUGAUAUCAACUCUGUAUCCUAACGCAGGCCAUGCCUAAAGUGCCUAUGGUUUCUUCUUGCAUCUUGUAAAGAGGGAUAUUGGGAUUUCUCUCAUACUACUGGAUACCCAUUUUGCAAAGUAAAGUGAAUAUAAACAAA
Messenger RNA from Crotalus tigris (Tiger rattlesnake), 3180 nucleotides. RefSeq names its product HORMA domain containing 2 (gene HORMAD2). The record is from RefSeq and is a predicted model, not a curated record. Bases 813 to 1961 code for a protein of 382 amino acids. The transcript is spliced from 14 exons. Lineage: Eukaryota; Metazoa; Chordata; Lepidosauria; Squamata; Viperidae.